Molecule: messenger RNA, 1542 nt
Organism: Ilyonectria robusta
Lineage: Eukaryota; Fungi; Ascomycota; Sordariomycetes; Hypocreales; Nectriaceae
Exons: 1
Coding region: 42-1394 (450 amino acids)
Cellular component (GO): nucleus
Source: RefSeq, a predicted model, not a curated record
CGCAACUUUACACAAAAGACCAGCUGCAUCACCUGCCCAUCAUGGGCUGCGCAUGCCGGGUCACGCCCUUGCGGAUAUUUAUCCAAGGGCUUUCUCAAGUCCACAAGAUUGAGACUCCUUCCUCCUUCCUCCGUCUUCGUGCGCCUCCUACGUCUGCUGCGCUUUACCGCAACCAGCUUUUGGUCGCGCGACCACUCCAUGGCUCACGACACUUGAACCAAGAGCAGGGUGCCGGCGUUGUCCCGUCGCCGCCAGCUGGGGCAGAACCUGAAGGUGCUCAAGCUUCGACCGACGAAUCCUCCUCAGCGAACGAGAACCGCAGCGGGGCUGUAGAGCCUGCAGCAGUUACCGAACGUGCGACUCUUGUUGAACCCUCCACAACCGCAGACCCCGCGACAACUCCUGCACCUGCGACGACAGUUGGGCCUCCAACGGCCGAUACCCCUGCCACAACCGCUGAACCUACGACGGGAACUGAAUCGCUUAAGACCAGCGAACCAAUCGAGGCCAAUCAACCAGCCGAUCCCGACCAAGCAGCUGAGCCCAGCCAACUCAAUGAGACCAUUGAGACGUCCAGGCAAAAACCAAAGUCUCUCAAAUUCAAGGCCAAGGAGAACGAAAGGUCUAGAGGCGACGGCCAAUUUAGAGGCGAAAGCAAAUUCAGAGGAGAGAAUAAGUUUGAGAGCGAGAACAAAUUCAGAGGCGGGAAUAAGUUCAGAGAUCGACACAAAUCCGGAGGCGAGAACAAUUUCGAAGGCAGGUUUAAGGACAAACCUUGGAAAUCGAACAUCUACCGAGACAACAAGAUCGACGACAAGCCAUGGAGAAAUAGAGAAGAUGGCCCGCGAGGCUCAAGACCCCCCAGGGAAUUCAAGUCCAACUCUGCCUCGUCUGAGCCCAUCGUCGGCCCCUCACCUUCCGACCCAGCACCAGAUGUCCCCACUUGGAAGACCCAGAAGGCGGCUCUAAAGGAAAAAUUCCCAGACGGCUGGCAGCCUCGCAAGCGCCUCUCUCCUGACGCGCUGGCCGGAAUCCGCGCUCUAAAUGCGCAGUUCCCCGACACAUACACUACCUCAACCUUGGCUAGCAGGUUUGAGGUGUCGCCCGAGAACAUCCGCCGCAUUCUCAAAAGCAGUUGGCAACCCUCAACUGAUGAGGAGAAGGAUCGCCAGGACCGAUGGUUCCGUCGUGGUAUGAAGGUCUGGGAUCAUCAGGCCGCGCUGGGCAUGAAGCCGCCUCGCAAGUGGCGUCUGGAGGGCAUCAACCGUGACCCGAGCUACCACGUCAAGCGCCAGGGAGCUAUCAGGCGGAAUCGCCAAUUGGAGGAGCAAGAUGAUCGAGAGAUCAGGGCUAAGCUGGGGAGACCGGCUACACGCAAGACACCCCGAAAAUGAUGAGUGUAUUACUAGAAAAUCUCCAACUGCCACAUAUAGAAUUGGCUAUGCCGUCAUGUACCACAUAUCUGUAUUAUCUACUCUACUACUAAAUGCACAUUAACGAAGCGUCUAAUUUUAGAAGAAAUUUAUCGCCUUGCUAAGAAAA